Messenger RNA from Lampris incognitus (smalleye Pacific opah), 2300 nucleotides. RefSeq names its product eukaryotic translation initiation factor 2D (gene eif2d). Gene Ontology annotation, biological process: formation of translation preinitiation complex; translational initiation. NCBI's taxonomy places the organism in Eukaryota, Metazoa, Chordata, Actinopteri, Lampriformes, Lampridae. Gene Ontology annotation, molecular function: translation initiation factor activity; RNA binding. The transcript is spliced from 15 exons. The record is from RefSeq and is a predicted model, not a curated record. Bases 135 to 1922 code for a protein of 595 amino acids.
CUGAGGUGCCACUGUGUGUUGCGCGGAGUGAUCUUUCCCCUCUUACUUCUGCUACUCGUUUGCGUGGAACUAGGCGCCAGUUAUUAAAAGUGUAAUGAUUAAUUGGCGGAAGUAGAUACCUGCUCUCCAUAAAGAUGUUUACGAAGGCGUUUCGUGUCAAAGCCAACACCGUCAUCAAAGGAUCAGACAGGAGAAAGCUCAAAGCUGACAUAUCUGCAGGCUUUCCUUCACUGUCUCCCAAGGAGGUGUCAGAAUUGGUCCCCAACAAAGAGGAACUGAAUGUAGUUAAGAUUUAUGCGCACAAAGGAGAUGCAGUUACACUUUAUGUUCUCCAUAAAAACCCACUGUUUUUUGAAGUGGAUAAACGCCUCUAUCCCACAGUGUAUAUGCUUUGGCGCUUCCCUAAUGUCCUGCCAGCAUUUACAACAUGGCCUCCUGUGCUUCAGAAGUUUAUUGGUGGGGCAGACCUCAUGCUGCCAGGAGUGGUGGUGCCCUCAAGUGGUCUCCCAGUAGUGAAACAAGGUGACUGUUGUGCUGUAACAGUGGUGAGCAAUAGGGCUCCCAUGGCAGUUGGCACAGCUGCUGUGUCCAGUACAGAGAUGUGCAGUGCUGGUAUGAAAGGGAGAGGUGUGUUUGUCCUCCAUACCUACAUGGAUCAUCUAUGGGCAUUUGGGGAUCAAUCUGGUCCUCCUAAUCUCAGUGGUGAUAAUCAAAGUGAAACUGUGAAUGGAGAGGAAUAUGAUGUUGAGACAGAGGAGGCACUUGAUGAGAAUGUUGAAGCUCUGGAACAAUUUUCUGGUACAGCUGAUGAUCAGGUCAUGGAACAACCUUGUCCUGGUAUUGAAGAACUCAGCCUGGUGGAGCAUCAUCAAGAGAAGGAAAAUGAGUGCCGAUGCAGUGAGGAAGCAGAAGUGAACCAAGAUGAGCAGAAAACACCACAAGAGUUGAUGGAUGCCUUGCUGCUUCAAUGUUUUCUCCAUGCACUCAAGAGCAAGGUGAAGAAAUCCGAGCUCCCCCUGCUGACCAGUACAUUUCUCCGCAACCACAUGUUCUCCUGCUGUCCAAGUGGAAAGCAACUUGAUAUCAAGAAAUCAAGCUAUAAAAAGCUGUCCAAGUUCCUGCAGAUAAUGCAACAGCAACAUAACCUUGUGCGUGUGAAAGAGCUGAGCAAAGGAGUGGAGAGCAUCGUGGAAGUGUACUGGAAAAAUCCAGAACUACGUUCCUUCUGUGCCCCCGACGACCCUGACAUGGAGGAGGCUCCAGUGCAUUUGAUAGGGGAGGGAGAAAAGCCGUACCAUCCCCCUGAGAUCACAACUCUGUACUCUGUGUCAGCUCGACUGGAACCUCUCUUUCUGGAGGCAAACAAGAGGAAAGGAGAAAUACUCCAGCCUGCUGAAGUAAGACGUGUUAUCACAGAGUAUGUCAAGAAAAACGAGCUAGUAGAUGACAAUAAUAAAAACUAUGUCAUCAUAAACCCUACACUAUGUGACUGCCUGUUGGACAAAUCAGAAUACCAAGAGGUUGAGGCUCUAAAGUGGGAUGAUCUGUUCAGUAGGACGCUAGGUAGAAUGCAAGAGUGUUAUCAACUUGUGUUCCCUGGCCAAGCACCCGUUAAAAAAAAAGGCCACAUUGAGCCUAUAGACAUUACUGUUGCCUCAAGAGGCUCCAACAAGAAGGUGACUCUGAUAAAGAACUUGGAAGUGUAUGGUUUGGACCCUACAGUUGUGUCCGCAGCUUUGCAGUACAGAGUCCAGGCCAGUUCGGUCUUGCAGCCUGUUCCUGGGUCCAAGGACAAAGUCCUGGUUCAGAUCCAAGGCAACCAAGUUCACCAAGUCGGCAAUUUGCUGCUAGAUCAUUAUGAAAUUCCCCGCAAGUAUAUCCAAGGACUAGACAAAGCUCCGAAGAGUGGCAAGAAGAAAUAGCUGUGCAAAAACCUGCCAUGUACUAUUUACUGUCUGUUUGAUUACUAAAAAUAGGGACAGCAGCAAACAGUUCACCGUUCAUGCCAUAAAGAUUAUCAUUCAUCUAGAGCGUCUGGAACAGUGUCUUCACUCUUACAUUGUGCUGCCUUGCCCGAGGUAUUUGUUUUUCGGUUGUGUUCAGUCUAAUACUGCUGCGUUACCAGGGGGAAAAACAACAAACAAACCUCUGAACUCUUGCCCCAAAGGGCCUCAAGUCUUUACUCUUAUAAUAAAUGGUCUUACUUAAUAAAACCAUCUGAGGGCUGGUUGUCAUAAUGAGCGUAUAACUUUGUUGUAGUACAGAAGCGUGUAUGGAAAUGACUAAAAUUUUGUUUUGAA